Messenger RNA from Merops nubicus (carmine bee-eater), 680 nucleotides. Its product is annotated as sulfotransferase 1C1-like. NCBI's taxonomy places the organism in Eukaryota, Metazoa, Chordata, Aves, Coraciiformes, Meropidae. The record is from RefSeq and is a predicted model, not a curated record. The transcript is spliced from 4 exons. The annotation marks the transcript as partial. Gene Ontology annotation, molecular function: sulfotransferase activity. Gene Ontology annotation, cellular component: cytoplasm. Gene Ontology annotation, biological process: sulfation.
UUAAAGAUAAUCUAUGUGGCGAGAAAUGCAAAAGACUGCCUGGUGUCAUACUACCAUUUCCAUAGAAUGAAUAAAGGAUUGCCUGAUCCAGGAACCUGGGAGGAGUUCAUGGAGAAAUUCAUGAGUGGAAAAGUGCUCUGGGGUUCCUGGUAUGACCAUGUAAAAGGAUGGUGGAAGGCAAAAGAUAAGCACCGUAUUCUCUACCUCUUCUAUGAAGAUAUGAAGGAGAAUCCAAAGAAAGAAAUUCAGAAGAUUCUGAAAUUCCUGGAGAAGGAUGUCAACCAGGUGGUUCUAGACAAGAUACUCCGCCACACCUCAUUUGAAAUGAUGAAGGAAAAUCCCAUGGCAAACUACACUAAGGAGUUUCAAGAAAUAAUGGAUCACUCCGUUUCCCCAUUCAUGAGAAAAGGGUCUGUUGGGGACUGGAAGAAUCAUUUCACUGUGGCACAGAAUAAGAAAUUUGAUGAGGAUUAUAAGAAGAAAAUGUCUGAUACCUCUCUUGUUUUCCGCACAGAACUGUGAUUAUUAGCAGUGGGAGUAAUUCUCAAUGAUCUUCAGCCUUUUCCAUUUUAUGUAUUUUGCUUUUCCUUCACAAAAUGCCUGUGUCCCUAAGAUUUCAAUACCUCUCUUUCACACACCACUGAUUUUUCAUUAUUGUGAGAGUAUCCAAAUUAUGUGGA